Messenger RNA from Gopherus flavomarginatus (Mexican gopher tortoise), 4130 nucleotides. It is a transcript of the gene SDAD1, whose product is annotated as SDA1 domain containing 1. Bases 92 to 2167 code for a protein of 691 amino acids. Gene Ontology annotation, cellular component: nucleolus. Gene Ontology annotation, biological process: ribosomal large subunit export from nucleus; ribosomal large subunit biogenesis. The transcript has 22 exons. The record is from RefSeq and is a predicted model, not a curated record. Lineage: Eukaryota; Metazoa; Chordata; Testudines; Testudinidae.
GUCAAGAUGGCGGCGCCCAGGAGUAGCCCACGUGGUUGUUCCGGGAAGAGCAGAGUGUCUCGUAGGCGGUAGCGGCCGGGCUCCAGCAACCAUGUCUGGCCGCAACAACAACAAGCUGCCCAGUAACCUGCCCCAGCUGCAGAACCUGAUCAAGCGGGACCCGCCGGCUUAUACCGAGGAGUUUCUCCAGCAGUAUCGUCACUACCAGUCCAAUGUGGAGAUUUUCAAACUCCAGCCCGAUAAGCCUAGGAAGGAGCUGGCUGAAUUGGUGAUCUUCUUGGCACAGGUUGGGCACUGCUAUCCAGAACAUCUUGUUGAUUUUCCACAGCAGUUGAAAGAACUGCUUUCUUACAACCACACUGUUUUGGAUGCAGAUCUUCGAAUGACAUUUUGCAAAGCUCUGAUCUUAUUAAGAAACAAGAAUCUCAUAAACCCUACAAGUUUGCUGGAACUCUUCUUUGAACUCUUGCGCUGCCAUGAUAAACUUCUACGAAAAACUUUAUAUACUCACAUUGUAACAGACAUCAAGAAUUUAAAUGCCAAACACAAGAACAAUAAAGUGAAUAGAACACUGCAGAACUUCAUGUAUACUAUGUUAAGAGACAGCAACCCUACUGCAGCCAAGAUAUCUCUGGAUGUGAUGAUCGAACUAUAUAGAAGGAAUAUUUGGAAUGAUGCCAAAACAGUAAAUGUUAUCACAACAGCCUGCUUUUCCAAAGUCACAAAGAUACUAGUUGCUGGUUUGAAAUUCUUUCUUGGGAAAGACGAAGAUGAGAAAAAAGAGAGUGAUUCAGAAUCUGAGGAUGAAGGGCCCACGGCCAGAGACCUCAUGGUGAGAUAUGCAACAGGAAAGAAAACCACCAAGCACAAGAAGAAGCUGGAGAAAGCCAUGAAGGUUCUGAAGAAACACAAGAAGAAGAAAAAGCCAGAGGUGUUUAACUUCUCCGCUAUUCAUUUGAUCCAUGAUCCCCAAGAUUUUGCAGAGAAACUCCUAAAGCAGCUAGAGACAUCCAAGGAACGGUUUGAAGUGAAGAUGAUGCUCAUGGACCUUAUCUCUAGACUAGUUGGAAUACACGAGCUCUUUCUCUUUAACUUCUAUCCCUUUGUGCAGCGGUUCAUGCAGCCCCAUCAGAGAGAAGUGACCAAGAUCCUUCUUUUUGCUGCGCAAGCAUCUCAUCAGCUGGUGCCGCCAGAGAUCAUCCAGUCAGUAUUAAUGACCAUAGCCAACAACUUUGUCACUGACAAGAAUUCUGGGGAAGUUAUGACUGUAGGAAUGAAUGCGAUAAAAGAGAUAACUGCAAGAUGUCCUCUGGCUAUGACCGAAGACCUGCUCCAGGACCUCGCCCUGUACAAAUCUCAUAAAAAUAAAAAUGUAAUGAUGUCUGCAAAAACUCUGAUACAUCUCUUCCGAUCACUGAAUCCGCAAAUGUUACAAAAAAAAUUCAGGGGUAAACCUACUGAGGCCUCAUCAGAAGCCAGAAUCCACGAGUAUGGAGAAUUAGAUGCCAAAGAUUAUAUUCCAGGAGCAGAAAUACUAGAGGUUGAGAACAAGGAAGAAGGAGGAGGAGAACAUGAGGAAGAUGGAUGGCAAAGUGCUAGUCUCAGUGAGGAGGACGACGAUGAAGAUGGGGAAUGGAUAGAUGUGCACCACUCCUCAGAUGAGGAGCAGCAAGAAGUAGCGGAGAAGAUCAAGAGCAUGCCUGUAGAAGAACAGAAAGCCAAAGCAGCAGCAGUUAGCACAAGCCGGGUUUUAACUCAAGAAGACUUCCAGAAAAUACGCCUGGCCCAGAUAGCCAAAGAACUCAACUCAGCACCUGGCAAAGCUGCAAAGAGGAAGAACAUUGAAAUAGACAGCGACGAGGAGCGCAGGGGAGAGUUGCUUUCGCUCAGAGAUAUUGAGCAUCUGCAUAAGAAGCCUAAAUCAGACAAGGAAACAAGGCUGGCCACAGCCAUGGCUGGAAAGACGAACAGAAAAGAAUUUGUGAAAAGGAAAACGAAAAUGAAUCCAUUCGCCAGCUCCACUAACAAAGAGAAGAAAAAGCAGAAGAACUUUAUGAUGAUGAGAUACAGUCACAAUGUCCGAACAAAAAAUAAACGUUCCUUCAGGGAAAAACAGCUGGCAUUACGAGAUGCACUUCUGAAAAAGAGAAAAAGGCUAGUGAAAUAACUUGAAACAACAAAGGAGUGGACUGUUUCUUAUCCUUACUGGGGGUACAGUAAUAACCCUGGAAACAGUUCUUAUAUUGGAAAGUACAGGAUCACCUGUACUGAAGAAUUGGAUGUCGAUUGCAUAUAACUCCGAAUACAACUGAUGAUUUUAAUACAACUCUGCAGUACCAAAUGAGUUUCAUUUGUACGUGUUGGCAUCAAGAGGCCUUAAUGUGCCAGAAGAUCUUGCAUUCUAGAAGCAUCUUAGGAAGGGAGGCAGUUACCUUUCAUUGAAUAUAACUUAUUUUGAGAUAACUAGUUAUGUCCCUGUAAAUAUUAACUAAAGCAAGGAGAAUUUCAUUGUUAAAUGUUUUGCCUGAAUCAUGGAAAAUGUAAGUCCUAGAUCAGUCCAUGUAAAAUAACUUUUACAUAGAUUAAAAACUUUGUGCCUUUCAUAAGCAUGUAAUUUUUUAAAGGACUUUUACUCUACAAUACACCAUAGUUGAAAAUGGUUAACUUUCAUUUCCUGUUUUUAGAAACAAGGUGGGUGAGGACUGACGUAAUAUCUUUUAUUAAAAAAAAACGAGGAGUACUUGUGGCAACUGAGAGACUAACAAAUUUAUUUAUUAAAUUAGUCUCAGGUGCCACAAGUAUUCCUCGUUCUUUUUGCUGAUACAGACUAACAUGGCUACCACUCUGAAACCUAUCUUUUAUUAGACCAACUUCUGUUGGUCACAGAUAAGCUCAGACGCUACACAAGCUCUUCUUCAGCUCUGAGAAAGGUAACCAGAGUGUCACAGCUAAAUACAAGAUCAAAUAGAUAGUUUAGCAUAAGUAGUUAGCACAUACUCUGAGAUGGGGUUCUCAACCUUUUUCUUUCUGCUAUAAAAACUCCACAGCCCACCUAUGCCACAACAACUUUUUCUGUGCAUAUAAAAGCCAGGGCUGGUGUUAGAAAGCAGGGCAAUUGCCUCGGACCCUGUGCCACAGGGGCCACCGCAAAGCUAAGUUGCUCAGGCUUUGGCUUCAGCCCCGGGUAGUGGGGCUCAGGGCCCCAGGCUGCAGUCCUGCGUAGUGAGGCUUUGGCUUUCUGCCCCUGGCCCUAGCGAGUUUAAUGCUGGCCAUAUUUGGAGAACCCCCUGAAACCUCACGGCCCCCCGUUGAGAACCACUGUUUAAGGGACCUUUGAAAGUGAAGUGACCUGUUAACAUGCCUGUAGUCAUAGGACAAAAAUGGGGGUUAGUGGAUUACAGAGUGUUGUAAUAAGCUAGAAAUCCAGUUUAUUAAGGCUAUGUUUUGUAGUGGCUAGCAAAGUUAUGAAUUUAAACUCCCAGGCUUGUCUUUUGAAAGUGUUGUGCAGGUGUCCUUUGAGGAUGAGGACUCAAAGAUCAGAAUGGAGUGAUUGCUUUGUGAUAUAGUGGUUUUGUCUUUUAUAAUUUUCCUGUGUGAAUUCAUUCAAGGGUGUAGUGGUUGUCUGGUUUCAUCCCCAGAGCUGUUGGAGCCUUUAGUGCGCUGGCUGAGGUGCACCACAUGUUGUGAUAGGUAUGUGCAGGACCCAGGGAUCCUGAAAGGUGUAUUGUAGGGUGGGGGGUGUUGAUCAUCAGACCAAUGGAGAUUUGUCUGCAGGUUUUGCCUCUGUCGUGGCAGAGUCUGGUGCUGCUUUGAGUUGGUGACUUACCCUUCUCCCCUGCCUCUUUUUGUGUCCCGUGACCGCAGAGGUAUUAACAGGCCCCUGAAUCUUGAAUGGUCCUUUUAGAAUACCUGCUAAAGUACAGAUUCAGUCUUGUUUCUAGCUGUGAUACUUACCUUUCCCAGACCUGAAGAGCUCUGAAUAAGCUGGAAAACUUCUCUCAGAAGUUGGUCCAAUAAAAGAUCUCACCCACCUUGUCUCUUACAAUAUCCUGGGACCAACACAACUACAACAACAGUGCAUACCUUUCCUCUUUUUGUUUAAAAUAAAACAAAAACAACUUGUUGUUUCA